Molecule: messenger RNA, 594 nt
Organism: Penicillium nucicola
Lineage: Eukaryota; Fungi; Ascomycota; Eurotiomycetes; Eurotiales; Aspergillaceae
Exons: 4
Coding region: 1-594 (197 amino acids)
Source: RefSeq, a predicted model, not a curated record
AUGUCUAGCGGGCUGUCUUUUGCUGAGUUGGAGGCAGCUGCCGGGGCUGUCAUUGUAAUCCUCAAAACCAUACCGGAAUUCUCGAAACUCCCGAAUCGUCUCUGGAGAUACAUUCGUAACUACCGCACAACUGAGGACGUCGACUUCCUCAUAACUGUCCAGAGCGCUCCCAAAGCAGUAAAAGAUAAACUGCUUGCUUUGCCAUCUUCUCCAUUCCAACAAACAGCUCAGCUUUUUUACUACAAAGGCUCCAAUGGCAAAUUAAUUCAGAUAGAUAUUACUCCUGAUUGGCAGUCGCCCUAUGUCCCCUCUGGCGCGAUACCUAUAUCGACUGUUCGAUCGAAUGCACUGCCAUAUAUCUCGGAGCUUGAUCUACUCAUCUUCAAGAUCAACAGCUGCGGAUUACGACCCACGCCAGGGAAAAAGUUGCGUGAUGCAACGGACGCCUCGGAACUUCUAGAAGAUCUUAGUACCAAGGGGCCUAUUGUGCUUUCGGUGUCUCAGAAGAAUGUUAUACUUCAAUGUUUGGAUGACGUGGCUCGAAUGUCUGGGAGAGAUAAAGCCUGGUGGAUUGCGAAGCUGGCUCUGAAUUAG